GGCGCUUGAUCGUCUCGAUCAGAUCCGAUUUCAUUUCCUCUUUUUGCAAAACUAUACGCUUAUCUAGACAACUCUCCCCCGUCGCCACCGCCAAUGGCGUCUCUGCUCCGCCUCCAGGCCCUCUUCUCCCUUACGCUGGCCACUCCCCGCUGUCUCCCAUCCCAUCUCCGCUGUGUCGCAGCAGUUGCGUCUCCGGUCCCUAGCCGCCUUCCCGCUGCCGCCUCGAACGGCUCGCCGGAGCAGCGGGCCUCGGAAACGACUUUGGAAUCAGGGUUGUAUCUAGUGGCGACACCCAUUGGGAACCUCGAGGAUAUCACCUUGAGGGCAUUGCGUGUUCUGAAAUGUGCUUGUGUGAUACUCUCUGAAGACACAAGGCAUUCUGGAAAGUUACUUCAGCAUUACAACAUCAAGACACCUCUUCUCAGCUUCCAUAAGUUCAAUGAGCGCGAGAGAGAGCCCAUUAUCUUAAAGAGGCUCCAUGAAGGGGAAGCAAUUGCAGUGAUUAGUGAUGCUGGCACUCCAGGCAUCAGUGACCCUGGCAUGGAGCUGGCUAGACUAUGCAUGACUGAAAAAAUUCCUGUUAUUCCCAUUCCUGGGCCUUCUGCCGCAAUUGCCGCUCUUUCUGCAUCGGGUUUGCCAACCGAGGAAUUCACAUUUGUGGGUUUUUUACCAAAGCAUGGUCGAUCAAGAAAAGCUAGGCUUGAGGUAUCUGCUCGUGAGGCUGUGACACAAAUAUUCUAUGUUCCUCCUCAUGGAAUUCAACAGUUUCUUGUUGAUGCUGCUUCGUCUUUUGGUGAUUCAAGGUCAUGUGUUAUUGCAAGGGAGAUAACCAAAUUGCAUGAAGAGGUCAAGCUUGGUGAAGAACCUAGAACCGUGGAGUUCAUCGAGCAACUCGUUAAUGACAUGAAUGGGAAAUUUAUCUUUGACAGUCUGCUCAUUCAGAGCCCGGUAGUCGACACAAAAACGCCAGGAACCAUCAUGUUUCUUGACCAGAAGCACCGGUGAAGAAAAUACAGAGUCACUGCUGCGAAUAAGGCCUCGUUGGAGCAUAUCGGCACACUGUCGCUCGAGCUUGUCCUUCUGCAACUGCGCAUACCAGUAUGGGCGCACGGCAACAGGUGUGGCGUCGGGAAGCAGGCGAAUGCGAGGAAGCACCAUAGGAGUGGCGAAGAGGUCGGCGAACUCGUCGAGCAUAUCGUCCAUGAGUCCCGAAUGCUGGCUCAAAAGCGUAUGCACGGAUGAAGACUCACGUGCGUCGAGCCUAGACCAUGUGACAAGGGUGCCAUGUGUUAGAAUAUAUAAUAUAGCCAUGUACCCUUUCAUACUUAUCCCAUUGUAUAAGGGGUUUUCUGCAUAUAUUUCACACCUGUACAUGCAUAUAUAUCGGCCUAUGGCCUCAUGGGAAUACAAGUUGCAUAUUCCUAACAUGGUAUUAGAGCCUAGGUUUUUUUAGCACGCGCAACUCGUGCUUGAUCCUCUUCUCGUCACCGCCGCCGCAGUGUUUCCUCUGGUCUGGCUGCGCUUCCUCCUCCUGGUCCAGGAUCCCGUCGGGCUGGUUGGUGCUACAGAUCGCGUUCCUGACGAAGCCGGUCUCGAGCCGCCGGUCUCCGCAGUCAGGUCUCUCCCGAUUGGAUCGCCGCGUCCCGCAGUCUUUCGCACCAUCCCGUCGCCGGCCUCCCCGAUCUGUCAACGCCUCCUGCCUGCCGGAUCACGUCGCCAGGCCGCCGUCUCUCCUUGCUGGAUCCCAUCGUCAGCCGCCGUCUCCUUGCUGGAUCCCAUCGUCAGCCGCCGUCUCCUUGCUGGAUCCCGUCGCCAGCCGCCGUACACGCGAUUCCGCUAGCCUCCGUCCUUGCUCGAGCUUGCUGUAUCUCCAGAUCGGAUCGCCCCACGCCGACCCAGUCAACUCGACCCUGCUGCACCUCAGAUCGGAUCGCCCCGCCUGUCUGUGCGCCCUCCCCGGACUUCCCCUGCAGCCGGCACCCUCGCCGGAUCUCGGAAGCGGCUGCUGACCUCCGUUGCUGGUCUGCCCCUGUUGCUGGAUACGAGUCCCUCGAUCGCUGGUGGAUCUCGUGUGGUUCUGGUCGGGAGAGGAAACUGCUGCCUUUUUCCUAAAAA
Molecule: messenger RNA, 2115 nt
Organism: Hordeum vulgare subsp. vulgare (domesticated barley)
Lineage: Eukaryota; Viridiplantae; Streptophyta; Magnoliopsida; Poales; Poaceae
Product: ribosomal RNA small subunit methyltransferase I
Exons: 8
Coding region: 94-1005 (303 amino acids)
Molecular function (GO): methyltransferase activity
Source: RefSeq, a predicted model, not a curated record